Molecule: messenger RNA, 2541 nt
Organism: Diabrotica virgifera virgifera (western corn rootworm)
Lineage: Eukaryota; Metazoa; Arthropoda; Insecta; Coleoptera; Chrysomelidae
Product: zinc finger protein 239-like
Exons: 3
Coding region: 504-1676 (390 amino acids)
Biological process (GO): regulation of immune system process; negative regulation of transcription by RNA polymerase II; regulation of cytokine production
Source: RefSeq, a predicted model, not a curated record
GGGCAACACUGUUGUGCUCCAAACCCUAAUUUAUUUAUUUUUUUUUGUGCAUACAAAACUGAAAAUGGCAAAUAAAAUCAAAUUUAAUAAUAUGGAAAUCAAACAUGAAGCUAGUGAGAAUGCUUGUAAAAUAGAAACAGAAAAUGAGGCCUGUCAUGGUCCCUUGGAUGCCUUCAAAGUUGAAAUUAAAGAAGAACCCAAGACAGAACCCGCAUAUGAGGCAUUUGGAUAUUUAGACUUCAAUGAAUUCCCCCUAAAAACUGAAGUAGAACAAGAUGAAUGCAAAUUUACACCAUUUGAAGAAAAACAAACCACAAAUGCAGAAACUACAUCUGGUGACAUGUCUGGCCUAUAAAUAGAGCUCCGUAAAUAUCUUUGCGACCAAAUGGAGCUACAAGAUUUUCCUAAUCUAGAGGACAAAUUAAAAUUUAAUCCAUUUAAAACAAAGAUUUCGAAAUUUUAAAACGGCGAUGAUAGAGAAAUAGUUAAAGACUCACGAAAAGAUGCGGUAUUUCUACAAGCAAAUAAAUAUUGGUUGUUCCCAGGAAGAAAAUAGAAAGAGAAGCAUGGACAUGUACACAGGUCAACACGCUGAAGAAACAGUAUUAAAUAGAAAUGUGAACGUUGCGACUGGACAAAGGACAAAUCACACUGUGGAAAAACUGCACACGUGUGAAAUUUGUUUAAGGCAGUUUCCUCGAAAAUAUUCUUUAACUGAACAUAUGAUAGUUCACUCCGGACAAAAACCUUACAAGUGUGAAAUUUGUUUGAAGGACUUUACCCAAAUAGGAAGUUUAAAAAGGCAUUUGAGAGCGCACACUGGAGAAAGGCCACACCAGUGCGAAAUUUGUUUAAAGCAGUUUACUGAUAAAAGGUAUCUAAAAAAGCAUUUAAGAAUGCACAGUGGACUAAAACCUCACAAGUGUGAAAUAUGUUUAAAGCAGUUUAGUACAACAAGUAACUUAAACACACAUUUGAGAACGCACAGUGAAGAAAAACCUCACAAGUGUGAAAUUUGUUUAAAACAGUUUACUGAUCAAAGAAAUUUAAAAAGGCAUUUGAGACUCCACAGUGGAGAAAAACCUCACAAGUGUGACAUUUGUUUGAAGCAGUUUACUGAUCAAAGAUAUUUAAAAACACAUUUGAGAGUGCAUACUGGGGAAAAACCUCACGAGUGUGAAAUUUGUUUAAAGCAGUUUAGUGGUCAAGGUUAUUUAAAAAUGCAUUUGAAGAUGCACAAUGCGGAAAAACCUCACAACUGUGAAAUUUGUUUAAAGCUGUUUACUACCUCAAGCCAUUUGAAAGAGCAUAUGAGAGUUCACACUGGGGAAAAACCUUACAAGUGUGAAAUUUGUUUUAAGCAAUUUAGUAUAGCAAAGACUUUGAAAAGUCAUCAUAUGAGAGUUCACACUGAAGAAAAACCUCACAAGUGUGAAAUUUGUUUAAAGAAGUUUAGUGAUCAAGGUUUUUUAAAAAUGCAUUUGAGAUUGCACAUUGGAGAAAAACCAUAUAAUUGCGAAAUUUGUUUUAAGCAGUUUAUUAAUCAAGCUAGUUUAAGAAUACAUUGGAGAGUGCAUACUGGCGAAAAACCUUAUAAGUGUGAAAUUUGUUCUAGGCGGUUUAGUCAAACAAGUAGUUUGAAAACACAUUUGAGGGUGCACAAGCGAAAAACCUGAAAUUUGAGAAAAAGUGUGAAAUUUGUUUUAAGCAAUUUAGUGUAGAAACUACUUUGAAAAGACAUAAUAUGAGAGUUCACACUGGAGAAAAACCUCACAAGUGUGAAAUUUGUUUAUCCGUCAUCGGACUGGCCGGGGUCUAUUUUGACCGCAAUUCACAAUUUUUGGCUGUUACUUUAUAGAUCUUAAUUUUUAAUCGGCAUUCUUCCGUCUAUCUGUAGUUUAUACAGGGUGUUUGGUAAAGAAUGGGCCAUACCUUAACCUCAGAUUCCUGAGGUUAAAAUAGGCCGAUUUAAGCUAACUUACCUUAGUAUAAAAGUUAAUAAUAACCGAGAUACAGGGUGUCAAAAUUAAUUUUUUUUAUUUAUUAUUGAAUAUUUCCUGACAGGUAUGAGAUAACAUCAUGAAAUUUGGUACGUGACGGUUUUUUGGGUCGAGAAAACUAAAUUCCCUACCAAAAAUUAUGUAUUCCCCAGAGGGCGCCACAUACGCCUUUCAGCACUCAUUUAUUACGUUCAAUUUUUUUAUCCCUCACUCUGUAUAACUUUGACAUUAAAAUUUUUAUUCUCCUAUUAGUUUUACUUAAAAAAGGUAUACUUUUUUAUCUUCCUAAACUCAGCAGUUUUCGAGAUAAACGCAUUUUAAAUUUGCGAUACACCAUCAUUUUUAGCAUAAUAUCAUUGUACACCCGAAAAAUAACUUAAAACCAUAAAAUUAUCCAAAAAUGUAUCGCAAAUUUUUUCAAAUAUAAUUUGCGAUGCAAUGACAAAUUUGAGAACUGGCACAAUUAUUAUGGUUUUAAGUUAUUUUUCGGGUGGAACUACAAUGAUAUUAUGCUAAAAAUGAUGGUGAAUCGCAGAUUUAA